This is a messenger RNA of Manihot esculenta (cassava), 712 nucleotides long. Its product is annotated as DNA-binding protein DDB_G0278111. The transcript is spliced from 7 exons. The coding region runs from base 154 to 540 and encodes 128 amino acids. The record is from RefSeq and is a predicted model, not a curated record. Gene Ontology annotation, molecular function: DNA binding. Lineage: Eukaryota; Viridiplantae; Streptophyta; Magnoliopsida; Malpighiales; Euphorbiaceae. Gene Ontology annotation, cellular component: cytosol; nucleus.
UAAGACCCAAGUCCGGCUAAUAAAGUGGCGUCUGGCAAACGCGAAACCUUGUAACCAAACACUCUCCUCCUGCAAAGAGGAAGGUAUUCGCUCUCUGUACCAGCAAAGCAACGCGAUUCUUAGCUCUACAAAGAACUGCAGUUGCCCGAAUUGAUGGCUGAUCCUGAGUUGGAAGCUAUCCGCCAGAGAAGGAUGCAGGAGCUCAUGGCUCAGCGUGGCAUGGUAAAUCAGCAAGGCUCUGAACAGCAAAAGUCUCAGGAGGAGGCAAAGAGGGCGGCAGAGGAGCAAAGACAAUUGAUGCUUAGUCAGAUUAUAUCUGCAGAAGCCCGAGAAAGACUUGCGCGAAUUGCUUUAGUUAAACCUGAAAAGGCAAGGAGUGUUGAAGAUGUCAUACUGAGAGCUACACAAAUGGGUCAAAUCGUUGAGAAGGUGUCUGAAGAGAGGCUCAUUUCAUUACUGGAACAGAUCAACAAUCAAACAACUAAGCAGACAAAAGUCACAAUCCAAAGGCGGCGGAGUGUACUAGAGGAUGAUGAUUAAAUCAGAUAAUGUAACUCGUGCCUAAUGAUGAGGCAGCUCUGUUUUUGUUGUUAUUAUAUACAUAGACAGAUACUUUUGAGGCUCGGGAUGUUCAUAUACUCAAAUGACUACCUGUGUGGCUUUUUUGUCUAAUUUUCUCGUCCUAUGAAUCUACAAGUGGUUCUUUGGCUCA